GAAACAAAGUUGAUAAACCAAGGUACUGUAACCUGGAGACCCAGUCUAAAAGUGGGGUGAAUCACAGGAUUCCAACCCGAGAGACAGAGUUUCCUGAGAAUGAAGAUUUUGACACUGUUUAAUUUCAUCCUUGCAAAUUGUUUAAUAAUGGCCACUGGUAACUCGACUCUACAGAGUUGUUUUCAAGAGCAGCUGAGGCUCAAGGCCCAGGUGAGACUUCUGGAGUAUCGUGUGAAACAACAGCAGGUAAAAAUUGUGCGGGUCUUACUGGAGAAGGAGAUUCAAUACCGUGACAGUGGAGAUGAAAACAGUGUUAUUGACCUGGGAGAAAAAAGACAAUACGCAGCAGAUUGUGCAGAGAUCUACAACGAUGGACAUAAACGCAGUGGAUUUUACAAGAUGAAACCUCUCCAGAGUCCUAGCGAGUUCCUUGCCUACUGUGACAUGUCAGAAGGGGGAGGCUGGACUGUUUUUCAGAGACGUUCUGAUGGCAGCCAGAAAUUUGAUAGAGUCUGGGCUGACUAUGAACAAGGUUUUGGAAAUUUUGUUUUGAGAAAUGGUGAAUACUGGCUUGGAAAUAAAAAUCUUCACUAUCUCACCAAUCAAGGAAACUACACCCUAAGAAUCGAUCUCUCUGAUUUCGAAGGAGAGCGGCGAUAUGCGCAAUAUAAAAGCUUCAGAGUUGCUGAUGAAGAGAGCUCAUACCAGCUGAGCUGCGGAGAAUACUCUGGCACAGCUGGUGAUUCCCUUACUGGGGGGUUUCACCCUGAAGAGAAAUGGUGGGCUGAUCACCGAGGAAUGAAAUUUAGUACACAAGACAGAGACAAUGACAACUAUGAAGGGAACUGUGCUGAGGAGGACACAGCUGGCUGGUGGUUUAACAGGUGUCACACUUCCAACCUGAACGGUGUGUACUACAAAGGACCUUAUACAGCAAAGACAGACAAUGGAAUUGUUUGGUACACAUGGCAUGGGUGGUGGUAUUCUCUGAAAUCUGUUGUCAUGAAGGUCAGACCAGCAGACUUUGAACCCAAUGUUGUUUAAAUAUCUAGUUAAUAUAAUUCAUCCAGUUAAUCUCUGAGCAAAUCCAUCCAAAUUAAGCCAGAUGGGCAGAUUUCUCCCUCCACCCUCCCUCUACUGCCUCAUUUACUCCUGUAUAAAUCUGGAGUAACUUCAUUAAAAUCAGUGGUUUUAUAUGGGUAUAAAUGAGAAUAGAAUCUGGCCUUAAGCCUGGAGAUACAAAUAAUGUGUACAGGAUUGCUAAAGAGACUGGACAAAGUGCACAAAAGGUUUAUGGCAACUUUCACCCAUGUAGAAUACUUAGCUGUAGAUCUCUAGAAGCAGGGGGAACUUCUACUUGACUGACAGGCAUAAUGUGGGCCAGGACUUCCCCAAAAGCGAGUGGCAUUGGUCAGGAAGGAGGAGUGCACUGCUAUUGUAGCUUCUGCUGGUGAGGCUCCUUUGGAAUCAAAAGUGGAAUUCAAAGCAGCCUACAAAGCCAGAACCUCUGAGGAAGGACAGCAGUGGGAACAUCACCUUCCAUUCCUAGGACACAAGAGACUAGGCUGGUAUACAGGUGCAAUUUGUACCUUCUGGGGAAUGGAGUACAGGAAGAUUGCCAACUUGGCCCACACUAUUUUGGACUUUUUUCAUUUGGAAACCAUUUCUAUCUAAAUCUAUGCACAAUACAUAGGAUUUAAUGGAAAAAUUACAAAAUAGAUUCACUAUAUUGUCUUAAAAAGCAAUGUGAAUAU
This is a messenger RNA of Gopherus flavomarginatus (Mexican gopher tortoise), 1754 nucleotides long. RefSeq names its product fibrinogen like 1 (gene FGL1). The record is from RefSeq and is a predicted model, not a curated record. Lineage: Eukaryota; Metazoa; Chordata; Testudines; Testudinidae. The transcript is spliced from 8 exons. Gene Ontology annotation, biological process: regulation of immune response; negative regulation of T cell activation. Bases 100 to 1044 code for a protein of 314 amino acids.